AUGAAGUUCGAUAGAUAUCGUUUAGUUGUUUAUUUAAUUAGUCUUAAAAACAAAAAGAUGUAUUUCCUCACCAUCAUUUCGUUAUUUUUUAUUACUUUUAUUAAUCAUACAUUCCCACAAGAACCAGAUUCAUAUGGAGUUCAUGAUCAUAGUCUUAGUCGUCCAUAUACAAACAUUUUUUCUACUAGUCGUUCAUAUUGGCAUUUAACUGGUAAUACAUUAGCUACGGAUCGUUUUAUUCGUUUAACAGCCGAUACACAAAGUCGAACUGGUGGUUUAUGGGAUACAAUACCUGUUAGUUAUCCUGAUUGGGAAUUACAAGUACAUUUUAAAGUUCAUGGUGAGGGAGGAAAUUUUUUUGGUGAUGGAUUAGCUAUUUGGUAUGUUAGAGAUCCAAAAUUAACUGGUCCUGUUUUUGGUUAUGCAGAUCAUUUUUGUGGAUUAGCUAUUAUUUUGGAUACAUAUGCCAAUACAAACGACGAUUAUACUAAUACUUAUCCAUUUAUAUCAGCUGUAAUAAAUAAUGGUUCACUUCAUUAUGAUAAUGAUCGUGAUGGUAGAGAUAUAACUGUAGCUGGUUGUGAAGCAGCAUUUCGUGGUCGUGAUUUAGAUACUCGUAUUGCUAUACGUUAUCAAGAUAAUCGUUUAAUUGUAUAUACUGAUAUUGAAGGAGUAAAUGCGUGGGCCGUAUGCUUCAUAGUUGAUAAUGUUCAUUUACCAACACAUUAUUAUUUUGGUUUUACAGCUGCAACUGGUGAACUUAGUGAUAAUCAUGAUAUUAUAUCAGUUUAUACAUAUCAAUUGAAUUCAAAUGAAGAUAGAGAAAAAGAAGAUCGUAAAAAUAUAAUACCAUCCGCUCCUUCAUCUACUAUGGGAAAUACAACUAAUCAUACUCCAAAAUCAUCAAAAUCAUCGGCAUUAAAAAUAUUUUUUAUUGUUUCUCUUUUGGUAAUUAUUUGUUUGAUUGGUAUUGGUGCAUUUUAUUAUAUGAAACAACGUCGAUAUCAUAGCUCAAGAUUAUAUUAA
This is a messenger RNA of Rotaria sordida, 1026 nucleotides long. The record is from the annotation of a GenBank genome assembly. Lineage: Eukaryota; Metazoa; Rotifera; Eurotatoria; Philodinida; Philodinidae.